CAGGACGGCCCCCGUCGGCUUCCGUCCCAGAUGAUCCGUCCCCGACGAGGCCCCCCACCCGCUUCUCUCCUCGGCUGCCUCCUUCAUCGCCAGCCGACGCUGGUGGCGUAGCCGGGUCUUGUUCGGGAGCCAGGUCAGCUGCCGCGGAAUCGACGCCGCCGCGCUGGGUGUGAGCGGAAGCCUGUCAGCGAGGAAGAAGGAGCCAUGGGGAAAGCGGCCUGCCGCCCCUUCUGAGCCUUAGUAGGAGUAGCGCCGCCUCCCCCGGCCCGGUGCGCUCGCGCUGCUGGAGUCAUGGACAAAGCCGUCGGUGGCCAGAAUGUGAAACUGUCUGCUGAAGUUGAACCAUUUAUUCCUCAGAAGAAGAAUCCAGAUUCACUUAUGAUGCCUAUGGCUGUGCCUAAUGAUAGUGGAGGUGUUAAUGGCAUAGAACCAGCUCCUAUUCCCAGCUACCUGAUUACUUGCUACCCAUUUGUUCAGGAAAACCAAUCUAAUAGACAACUUCCACUGUAUAAUAAUGACAUCAGAUGGCAACAACCUAACCCAAACACUGCUGGGCCGUACCUGGCUUAUCCCAUUAUAUCUGCUCAGCCUCCUGUUUCUACAGAGUAUACCUAUUACCAGUUGAUGCCAGCACCCUGUGCUCAGGUCAUGGGCUUCUAUCCAUUCCCAGCUCCUUACUCUGCACCCUUUCAGACAGCAAGUGCCAUAAAUACAGUGACAGCAGAAUGCACGGAUCGUCCAACUCAGCCAAAUCAGGCCUUUCCAUUAUGUACCCAGCGGAGUAGAAGCACCAACAGGGGACCAAUUAUGCAAAAACAGCCUUCACAGACUCACAUAAAAAACAAAAGGCCUCCAGUCAAAAGUGUUGCUACUCAGAAGGAGACCAGUGCGUCAGGCCCUGAGAGCAGACCCAAAAUUGUACUACUUGUGGAUGCUUGUCAACAAACAGACUUUCCUUCAGAGAUAGCAAGCAAAUCGCUCUCUGAGAGUGUAAGUACAGCACACUGGAAACCAAAAAGCAGGCGCCGAAGAACCUCCCACCCUGCAGAAUCCUCUAGUGAGCAAGGGGCGAGUGAAGCAGAUAUUGAUAGUGAUAGUGGCUACUGCAGUCCCAAGCACAGCAACCAAGCUGCGGCUGCUACCUCAAGGAGCACCGAAUCUGCUGCAGCAAAUAUCAUGGAAACAUCAGUACACCCAGCUGGUGCCAGUUGGACAAGUGUCAGUUCCCAAGCAACUCAAAAAAAGCCUUGGAUAGAGAGAGCACCAACUUUCUCAAGAGGUGGAAGGCAACCUGAGCAGCACAGUAGUUCAAAGCCUGCUUUUAGAUGUAGGGGGCACAGCACAUCUUCCGAAAGAAGACAGAACUUGCAGAGGAAGCCAGAGAAGUCUGAAGCUACAAGUCAGCCAAACAGGACAGAGCAGAGUCCUGAACCUCUCUAUUUUGAGGAUGAAGAAGAAUUUCCAGAGUUAAACAGUGACAGUGGAAAUUAUAAAGGUGGCAAUAUGCAGCUGAAACAUGCACCUAAAGUGCUGGAUGAUUUACCUGAAAAUUCUCCAAUCAACAUAGUACAGACACCAAUUCCAAUCACCACUUCUGUUCCCAAACGGGCAAAAAGUCAAAAGAAGAAAGCUCUGGCAGCAGCUCUAGCCACAGCUCAAGAGUACUCAGAAAUUAGUAUGGAGCAGAGGAAACUCCAGGAAGCAGUUUCAAAAGCAGCUGGGAAGAAGAGCAAAACACCUGUUCAGUUAGACUUGGGGGACAUGCUAGCUGCUCUUGAAAAACAGCAGCAGGCUAUGAAAGCUCGCCAGAUCACGAAUACCAGACCCCUCUCCUACACAGUUGGCAGUGCAGCUCCUUUUCACACCAAGGAGUCAGCCAACCGAAAAUCCUUAACUAAAGGACAGUCAUCACUGGGUUGCCUUAAUCCUUUGGAUUCCACUGCUCCAAAAGUGAAACGAGGAAAAGAGAGAGAACUCUCAAAGCUGAAGCGUCCUACAGCACUUAAAAAGAUUAUCUUGAAAGAAAGAGAGGAAAAGAAGGGGCGCCUAUCUGUGGAUCAUAGUCUUCUAGGAGCUGAUGAAGAAGAGGUGAAUCUGAACCUGGCUUCUAACCCAUCAGAAGAACUAGCAUCUCAAGAAGAAGCUGGCCUGAGUGUCCCAAGUGACACCUCGCUGUCUCCAGCAAGCCAGAAUUCUCCCUACUGCAUGACUCCGGUAUCCCAAGGCUCACCUGCCAGUUCAGGGAUAGGCAGUCCAAUGGCAUCUUCAACUAUAACGAAAAUUCACAGCAAGCGGUUCAGAGAGUACUGCAAUCAAGUUCUCAGUAAAGAAAUCGACGAGUGUGUGACUCUCCUGUUACAAGAGCUUGUCAGCUUCCAAGAACGGAUUUACCAAAAGGACCCCAUGAGAGCUAAAGCAAAGAGAAGGCUUGUGAUGGGCCUGCGUGAGGUUACCAAGCAUAUGAAGUUAAACAAGAUCAAGUGUGUCAUCAUUUCUCCCAACUGUGAGAAAAUCCAGUCAAAAGGUGGACUAGAUGAAGCUCUGUACAACGUAAUAGAUAUGGCACGGGAGCAAGAAAUCCCUUUCGUCUUUGCCCUUGGACGUAAAGCUCUGGGUCGCUGUGUGAAUAAGCUGGUUCCAGUUAGCGUGGUGGGAAUCUUCAACUAUUCUGGGGCUGAGAACCUCUUCAAUAAAUUGGUGUCGCUGACGGAGGAGGCCAGGAAAGCCUACCGAGACAUGGUUGCUGCGAUGGAGCAAGAACAGGAAGAGGCCUUGAAGAACAUUAAGAAGGUACCCCACCAUAUGGGGCAUUCUCGGAAUCCUUCUGCAGCAAGCGCCAUUUCAUUCUGCAGUGUUAUUUCAGAGCCCAUUUCUGAAGUGAAUGAGAAGGAGUAUGAAACAAAUUGGAGGAGUAUGGUGGAAACCUCAGAUGGGUUGGAAACUUCUGAAAAUGAAAGAGAGGCUUCGUCUAAGGUGGCUGAUCCUGAAAAACCUGGGAACUGCAAGGCCGCUGCUACUAAGCAGUUAUCUCUAGGUGGGAUCGUCACGGUCACAGCGCAGGGAAAGGCACUUAGUGGCAAAGAGGAGGUGAAGCCAGAUGAUAAUCUGGAAUGGGCCUCACAACAGAGCACGGAUACAGGAUCAUUGGAUGGCAGUUGCAGGGAUAUUUUGAACUCCUCCAUGACCAGUACAACCAGUACCCUUGUCCCAGGAAUGCUUGAAGAAGAGGAUGAUGAGGAGGAGGAGGAUGACGACGACUACACCCAUGAACCUAUCUCUGAAGAAGUUCAGCUCAACAGCCGAAUUGAAUCUUGGGUCUCUGAGACUCAACGGACUAUGGAAACACUGCAGCUUGGAAAGAGCCUUAGUGGUGCAGAGGAGGAAAACAUUGAACAAAGCGAGGAUGAAGAACUAGAAAAUCCUGAGCAAGUCGAUUCAGUCAUUGACAGUGAGGAAUGGACCACGGAUAAGCAUGCAAGCCACACCCCACAGAAGCCCCCUGUCUGCAGUUCCGUGGAUGCAAAGCGUACAGACUCAAAUUAUAUACCAUAAAUUCAAGCACAAACUCAGGAAACUUUAAUAUUUUAAAACUAACUGUUGUAAGGAUUGCAGCCAUUGCUUUUUGUGCUUCAUCUCAGCAUUUUGCACUGUCUAACGUUUAAUAUGCAUAUUUAAUUCACAACAUAAAUAUUUUUUGUAGCAGUCUUUAUUACUUUUUCCAUUAAGAACUAGAGUGUCCGUGUGUGUGUGUGUGUGUGUGUGUGUAAUAAUUAUUUAUAUAUUUCGCAGAACAGACAAUGUAUGCUGAAACUGUCCAUAGGCAUCUUUUUGUAGAAGAAAACUAUUUCAAAUGACCAUUUUUAUGCAAAAUUUAUUCUCAACCUACAACUUUAAAAUUCUUACACUUUUUAAUGGCAAUAGUGAGCUAUAUUUGCUCUGUCAUUAUCUUAUCUUGAAAGUAUUUGGCCUUAGUGUUCCAGAAAUUGGGCCAGAAAUAAUCUUUUGGGGGACUUGAAAGAUGUCUAUAAUGAGAUGAGAAUCCUUACAAAAGUGUUGGAAAGAUUAACCAGUAAUUUAAGUUUAAUAGAUCUUCUUACUGGUUUCUUAGGAUACGUAUUUCAAAAAUGCAGUCUUGAAAUGCUGGCUAUAAUCAGCCGAAAUAAUUUGACAAGGCACUUUGGAGAAGAGGAAUCUCUUCCAGCUGACUACUUUAAUACUGUCACUGUGCCUGCAGACUGCAGCAAGCAAUCCAUUAACAGCAACUUUUCCUUGUUUGAUUUUCCUAACUUCACUGUUUUGACUGUUUCUUAGCUUUCACUUAUCUCAGGAAUACUACAAUGAAUUCGUAAAUGCCAUGUAAACACAAAAGCCCAAGUUAAAGAAUCAGAUACUGAACAUUCAGCAGAAAGUUUUAUGUGGACAUAGGGCCUCAGUUUAGUUAGAAAGUUAGGGAAGUUGUAUAUUAGCAUGUGAUAUUCAGAUCACCUUUUAGUUUUUAGGCUGGAAUCAGUCAUAAAAGUUAUGAGAAUGUGAAUUCAUCUGUUUUGUAUAGAUUUGUCCCUUUGGGAGCAGAUUUUCAUGACUGUUAGAUUAGAACUGACUGGGUAGGGGCCAAUCUGUUGAUUGAGUUGAAAAUUCAGACUACUUUACUGUUAAUAUUAAAAGUGAAAGGCUUGCCUAACUUUUGCUUGAACUCUUGAGUUUUCCAACUUUGUCCAUUGCAGAACAUUACUAAGUAUAUCCAGCUAAGCUGCAUUUUAAAAAAGAAUGGUGAAUGUAGAAUAAUUAACUGUCCAUUGAUAUUGCAAAAAGACAGGCUUUAUGGAAAACUUACUUUCCAGUGUUACAAAGUAUUUUGCAGUUAGAUUGUUCAUUCAUUAUGGGACCAAUAGCUUUAGCAUCUUCUACACUAGCCUUUUUAUAUUGUACAGAAAAAAAUAUCUUGCUGUCUUAAGAUCUAACAUUGUCAUCCAGUGCUAAGGAAUGUAGCAGAAAAGGCCAGUUUGAGUAUUUGUAUAAAUAGCUCCUUGGUAUGUGUGACACAGAACAUUCUAAGUAGAAAAAGUGUUGCGAGUUCCCAUAGGGCCACUGGCCUCCUAUCCUUUUGCGAGGCCCACAAGUUGGCAUCUCUACCCUUCCCUUCCUUCCCCUCCUGCCAUGUGCUAGUAACUCAAAUGGCUUGUUCUUGAUUAGGCACCCUUUGAAAUGCAAUUUUUUCAUGAACCUAGUUUGCCCUUUGCCACUUUAUGUGAAAGAAGGUAAGCACAUCCAUUUUUCUCAACUGUCCAUGUUUAAUUCAGUAAAGGCAUUCUAAUACUUCCCAGUUUGCAACCACUUGUGAACUUUCAUGUCUAAAAAUUUCAGCAGAUCUCAGGGUAAAUGGGUUAUCGGUGAAGGAAGCCAUCUUUGUGAAAUGUCUCUUCUGAUAAAUGGCAGCUGAACACUAAUUGGGAAUAGAAUGUCUGUCUGUAUGCUUCUGAAGUAUGUUAGAUUAUAUUCCAUAGGAGGUAGUUUUUUUUCUGAUGCAGAGGGAUAAAGUAUAUGUACAUCUGUUGUUUUCUGUAAUCAGCAUCCAUGAUACGAACCAUUUUGAUCAGUUACCUUUCAAGGUCAUGCUAGUUUGGGGUUCUUUAAGUAGCACAGUUUCUAUACUGCUAUAAACAGGCAGUUCUUACACUCCAAAAGGCUGUUUCUGUUACCAUACAGACAGAAGUUUAAGACAAGUUCAGCAAAUAUUUGCUCUUUUUAAAAACCUGUUUAGUAGAUGUUACUAGAGUUAAUGGCAGAAAGGAUGGGUGCAGGGGUGGGAGGAGUGUAUAAUGUUUAGAAUUUUCUUAAGCUAUUUGUUUGAGGUGACUAUGUAGAAAGUAUUUAUAAGGAUCUCCAGUAAUUGUAUUAAAAAAGCUUACCAUGGAAGAUGGAACACAAGGUGGGCUGAUGCACUUAGGCCUUGAGCAGGCCGAAGAAGAGUGUGGGGUUUGUAGGUUGCUAAUACAGUGCAUUAUUCUAAGUAUGUGUUAUGGUAACCAGUGAACCCUGUCGAAUAUAUUCUUUGCCUCCUCCUCUUGUCCCUCCCUGACUUAAAUUUUAAAUAGCAUGUACUUAAAGCUUGAUCAGUGACUGAUGCAGUGUUUGACCCACUGUUUUUAAGAUGGAAGAAAACAUGCCUUUGAUUAAUCACUUGUGAGUUUUAGAAACAACACUAGGAGAUACCUUGGAAGGUUCUUUGGGUGGUGGAUGUACACGGUGUAAUUGUGUCCAGCUCAUCAGCUGGAAGCUCUUCAACUUAAAAGCAUGGAGGCAAAAGUUCUUGUUUGAAAAGCUGCUGUUUGCUGAAAUUGUCAUAGCGGAAUUUUUUGUGUGAAGUUGUGCAGACUAAUCAAGAUAUUCAGUCAAUUUACCAGAUUUUAAUCAUUAAUUCAAUAUGAAGCCUUUGAAAAAUAAGUAUCAAAGCCAUAUGUGGAUAUUGUACAGCUUUAUGCCCAGUCCUACAGAAACAGUGAGAAAAUGUCUAAUACAAUCUUAAACAAUUAACAGUAAAAAAAAUUAUCAACAUGGCACAGCCCAAUUGUGGUUAAUGUAUUUUAAAAACUAUAAUAAAGUAAUGUCUGUUAAUCUUUGGUAUCUGUACACUUGUAACAGAAUUUGGUUUAAAAUAGAAAAUCAUUAUGAAAUUACUUCAUGAAAAGGUUCUGUCUGUGUUCUUCUUUUAUGAAGGAUAAUUCUGUCUACCCUACUUUUUGGAGUAAUAACAGCUUUUUGCACUAUGUAAAUACUAGUGGGGGUUCUUCCAUAAUGAAUAAAAUGAUUAUAAAUUA
This is a messenger RNA of Varanus komodoensis (Komodo dragon), 6818 nucleotides long. It is a transcript of the gene SECISBP2L, whose product is annotated as SECIS binding protein 2 like. The transcript is spliced from 18 exons. Gene Ontology annotation, cellular component: ribonucleoprotein complex. Gene Ontology annotation, molecular function: mRNA 3'-UTR binding; ribonucleoprotein complex binding; selenocysteine insertion sequence binding. Gene Ontology annotation, biological process: selenocysteine incorporation. Lineage: Eukaryota; Metazoa; Chordata; Lepidosauria; Squamata; Varanidae. The record is from RefSeq and is a predicted model, not a curated record. The coding region runs from base 292 to 3552 and encodes 1086 amino acids.